AAUAAAAUUCUUACGUAUUAUCUUUAUGAUUGGAUGAAAAGAUAACCAUAUUUACAAAACUGUGUGCACCGGUCUUUUUAGCUGUCUCAUAAAAUUAAUGCCUCGUUCCUCCACAACGGUCAUAUAAAUUCUCCCACUUUUUUUUUUUUCAUUCUGUUUCCUUCUUUUCUGCUAUACUUUUCUCUCGCGUAUAUUUAUUUUUUUUUCAAUCACAAAAAAUGGUUGUCGCUGUUGCUGUUCUUAAGGGUGCUGAAGUUUCUGGUGUUGUCAAGUUCACUCAAGCUUCUGAAGAUGCCAAGGUUGUCGUUGAUGCCUCUUUCACCGGUUUGAAGCCUGGUAAACACGGUUUCCAUAUUCACGAAUUCGGCGAUACUACCAACGGUUGUAUUUCCGCUGGUCCCCACUUCAACCCUCAUAAUAAGACCCACGGUGCCCCCGAUGCUGAAGUUCGUCACGCUGGUGACUUGGGUAACAUCGUUGCUAAUGACAAAGGUGAAGCCAAGCUACAUAUGGAAGAUGCUCAAUUGAAAUUGAUCGGUCCUUUGUCUAUCAUUGGUCGUACCGUCAUUGUUCACGCUGAUGAAGAUGACCUCGGUCUCGGUGGUCAUGAGCUCUCUGCCAGCACUGGUAAUGCCGGUGAUCGUUUGGCUUGUGGUGUCAUUGGUGUCACCAAGCAAUAAGUUUCUCAUUCACUCUACCUUCUGGAAACAUUGAGAAAGCAAGUUGCCAAUAGUGCAGCGUUUUUGUAACAAAAAAAAAACUUUUGUAUUUAUUUUCUUAUUUUUGCCAAAAAAAAAAGCCCAAAAGCAAUGAACAAUAAAAAUUUCUCAAAAAACGUGGAUAUCGGCUUUUCUUUUUUUUUUUCACGGGUGGGGAAAUGCGGGAUCUAUGUAGAAUUCAGUU
This is a messenger RNA of Mycotypha africana, 903 nucleotides long. RefSeq names its product copper/zinc superoxide dismutase. Gene Ontology annotation, molecular function: superoxide dismutase activity; copper ion binding. The transcript is spliced from 4 exons. Bases 219 to 680 code for a protein of 153 amino acids. Gene Ontology annotation, biological process: removal of superoxide radicals. The record is from RefSeq and is a predicted model, not a curated record. NCBI's taxonomy places the organism in Eukaryota, Fungi, Mucoromycota, Mucoromycetes, Mucorales, Mycotyphaceae.